Conger conger (European conger) is the source of this 2764-nucleotide messenger RNA. RefSeq names its product septin-9-like. Gene Ontology annotation, cellular component: microtubule cytoskeleton; cell division site; septin complex. Bases 368 to 2074 code for a protein of 568 amino acids. The record is from RefSeq and is a predicted model, not a curated record. NCBI's taxonomy places the organism in Eukaryota, Metazoa, Chordata, Actinopteri, Anguilliformes, Congridae. Gene Ontology annotation, biological process: cytoskeleton-dependent cytokinesis. Gene Ontology annotation, molecular function: GTP binding; molecular adaptor activity; GTPase activity. The transcript is spliced from 11 exons.
GGGAGGAGGGAGACGGAGAGAGAGGGAAAAAGAGAGAGAGAAAGUUAUAGGGGAAACUGAAAAGGCGGUGGGAAGGGGGUAAGAGAGCAUAUGUGAGAAAGAGAGAGACAGAGAAAAAGGAGGGAGAGAGCGAGGGAGGGCGAGAGCGAAAGACAAAAAAAGGUGGAUUGGUAUCAGAAAGAGAGGAAGAAAGAAGCAGAAGGGAGGAACAGAGAGCUGGAGAAAGAGAGAGAGAGAGAGAGAACGAAAGAGAGAAGUGGGGUGAGAGAGAGAGAGAGAGAGAGGGAGGGAGGAAAGGGGGAAGUGUCUGUGGAGCCUUGAGCAGGACUGGGAGCUGCAUGCGGGGCUUGGAGGUGGCGAUUCCGUGAUGGAAGGAGAUAAAAUCGCAGCUCUGAAGCGGUCGUUCGAGGUGGAGGAGGUGGACGCGCACCCCGCCCUGCACACCCGGCGGACGACCAGCCUGCGGAGCACGUUCUCGCCCUCCUCUCGCUUCCAGGACCUGGGAGCCCGGAACUCAGACGCGGCGGGCCGGGUGGCGGGAGAGGCCCUGGGCCUGCGGCGCGCGGAGCUGGGCGGGGGCCGGAUCACGGAGCCCGUUCCCCGGCGGUCGGAGAUCUCCAUCGACAUCUCCUCCAAACACGUGGACACCAGCGCCGGCGCGGGCAUCUCCCGCUUCGGCCUGAAGAGGCCGGACAUCCUGAGCCACGGGCGCAACGCCGACCCCUCCCUGAGACGGGCGGAGCUGGCCGCGGCCCGGUCCCAGGAGCCCCCGGCCCCGCCCCGCCGGGCCGACCCGCCCGCCUCUCUCUCCCGCACCGCCGACCCGCCCGCCUCUGUCUCCCGGACCGCCGACGCGCCCCAGAGGAGGGCGGAGCCGCCCAGCCCGGUCGAGGCGCCGUCCCGCCGUCUGGAGACCCUCCUCGGCAACAACGGCGUGGCCCCGCCCACCGCCGCACCCGACGCCGCCGCCACGCCCAAUCACACGGAGCCGAAGGCGGAGCCGCCCGCGCCGGCCCCUGAGGUCAUCGCCGCCGCAGACCGGUCAGAGGUCAUUCCGAGCUACAGCAGCACCAUGUCAGAGUCCGUGAAGCCGGCCGCGCCCCCCGCGGCCCCCGCCUGCCCCGAGGUCCCCAGCGUGGACUUCAGCUACGUGGGCAUCGACGCCAUCCUGGAGCAGAUGCGGCGGAAGGCCAUGAAGCAGGGCUUCGAGCUCAACAUCAUGGUCGUGGGGCAGAGCGGUCUGGGGAAGUCCACGCUCAUGAACACGCUGUUUAAAUCCAAAGUGAGCCGCAGGUCUGUGGUGAGCACCAGUGAGGAGAGGAUCCCCAAAACCAUCGAGAUCAAAUCCAUCAGCCACGACAUCGAAGAGAAGGGGGUCAGGAUGAAACUGACUGUCAUUGAUACUCCGGGGUUUGGGGACCAGAUCAACAACGAGAACUGCUGGCAGCCCAUAAUGAAGUUCAUUAAUGAGCAGUAUGAGCAGUACCUGCAGGAGGAGAUCAACAUCGAGAGGAAGAAGCGCAUCCCAGACUCCAGAGUGCACUGCUGCAUAUACUUCAUCCCCCCCACAGGGCACAGUCUCAGGCCGCUGGAUGUGGAGUUCAUGCGUCGGCUCAGUAAAGUGGUGAACAUCGUCCCAGUCAUCGCCAAGGCCGACACCCUCACCCUGGAGGAGAGAGACUUCUUCAAAAUGAAGAUCAGGGAGGAGCUGAGAGUGAACGGCAUCGAUGUGUACCCUCAGAAGGAGUUUGAUGAGGACACAGAGGACAGGAUGAUCAAUGAGAAGAUACGGGAAAUGAUCCCGUUUGCUGUGGUGGGGAGCGACCAGGAAUAUCAGGUCAACGGGAGGAGGAUUCUGGGAAGAAAGACAAAGUGGGGCACCAUAGAAGUUGAAAACAUUGGCCACUGUGAGUUUGCCUAUUUGCGGGAUCUUCUGAUUAGGACCCACAUGCAGAACAUCAAAGACAUCACCAGCAGCAUCCACUACGAGGUGUACAGGGUCCGCCGCCUCAACGAGGGCAACGCCCAGACCAACGGGGUCGCCCAGCACCACGCCUCUGCCCACGAGAUGUAGCCCCCUGCCCCUGCCCCUGCCCCCGUGCCCCUCCUCCUGCCCCUGUGCCCUCCCCCUCCCCUCCACUCCCCCCUGCCAACCUCCACUCCAGCCAGCUUCCCAGCUCCCACCCCCACCGCUAGUCCGCACUCACUUCCCCUUCCUGGUCACGUGACCACGGGGCAGUCACGGGGACAGGGUCCCGAUUGGCCCCUUUUUGGCACACAUGCAAAUGAGAUGUAAAUGAGCUGCUGUGGGAAUCUUCCGCGAUUCCGGAAUCUUGCGUCCGGUCGCGCAUCGUUGGGCGGUCGCCCCCGGCAACCCCCACGACUCUGCGUCGGCCGAGAGGCGGGUGGGAGGGAGGGGGAGGGGCGCAAGGGUAUGACGUCAUCACAAUAUCAAGUCCAUUCCCUUGAAGCUGUUAAUACUAUUAGCUGUUAAAACUAUUUUUUAGUUUUUUUUUUGUAAAAAUGUGCCUCAGCAAGUUUUACCUUCCCUUUUCCCUGAGCAUAUCGUUUACAAACCGUCUUGGAAUCUCAGUGGUUUAAGAAAAAAAAAAAAAAAAAAAAAAAAAAAAAAACAGCAACAACAAAGUGCCAGAGAUUUGAAUAAUGCCCCUGCUUGAAAAUGGGUCAUUGGAGGAAUUAUGUCGAAAUAAGAUCGGCUAACUGCGGGGGGUGUCAACAAAGAACAGUGAAUUCAAGUGAGGGG